AAAAACAAGUAAACAAAGUCAAACAAUUGCUGUGCAUACUGCGCUCAGAAGAGGAAAUGAAACGACGUCUACAGCAGAGGAGCCGCAACACUUCUACAGAGAAGCCGAUCUCCUUGCAAUAAAUCUGUGAAGAAUGCUGUGAUGGUCAUCAUCUGUCAGAUCUGAAUACACCGGACAAGAAAAAUGGAAGGUGAUAAUGAGGGCACAUGGAACAGAUUGUCGAAGUUGGCGUCAGGAGUGUGGGGUAUUGUGCCUCGAUUAUUUUCACAGGAACCUUCAAGCUCAGAGCCAGGAACUUCCCAAGAAACUGGAGAAACCUCAGAUGCUAAGAGAGCCCCUAAACGAAACCUAGACCAACCAGAACAAGCUACUCCAAGCAACAAGAAAAUGAGAAUCAACAAACCUGAGCAAGAACCCUGUACCAACAAGACUAAAAAGACUACUUUUCAUCAGCUUGCAGAAAGAAUGUCAAAGAUUUCGACAUUGACUCUGAGGGAUAUCCUGAGCGUUGGCUUAGAGAAUGUGAAUGACAAACCACCUAAAACUGUAGAGGAUAUUCCCUGGAAUUACUUGAGGAAACUCAUGGCCUUAAAUAGGACUGCAAGAGACAUUCUUCUUGAGAAAGAUCAGUCUACUGGUGUUGAUGUAUGUGAUAAUGAUGAUGAUGACAACCUAAUUAAUGAUUCUUCCAUUCCAGGUGACAAUUUAUCUAGUUCUGUUCACCCCCUGGAUGUCCUGUGUCUCCUCCUGCAUUGCUCAGACAGUUUUCUCCAACAAGAGAUUGUAACCAAAUUGUCCAUGUGUCAGUUUGCCGUCCCUCUGCUGCUCCCUGCUGGUGAUGGGUCACAUUGCACCCUCAUGGUUUGGGCAAUGAGAGACAUAAUGAAGAAGUGGAGACCUCAGUCAUUAGUAGACAGUAAAGGCUUUAGAGAAGAAAAUGUAGUGAAUACUUCCAUGCCAAUCUUGUCUUAUGUCAGAUUGGGAAAAAACAAAUUAUCCAAAUCUAAAAUCCUGAACCAAAUUCUUAACCCAGCUCAGCUACAUAAUAACUUCUUCAUACAUGACAAUAUGGAGGGAGGAAACAUUAAGAGGGAAAUAUCUGAUGGACUGAUAGAAGUUUCCUGGUAUUUUCCCUCUGGUAAGUCUGAUGUUUUCCCAGAACCCAUCACAGUGACCAACCUACGAGGAGAUCUGGAGACCAACCGUGACCAGUUCACGUUUUUGACUAGAAUUUCAUCAGCUGUGUUUAUAUUCAUUGAGGAUAUUUCUGAGAGGGAAUUCAAACUUUUAUCAUCCUUCCCUACCACUGACACCCAAUAUUACUUCAUUGUUACUCCCGGUCCUGGAAAAAAUGUGAGUCCACAGACACUGAAGACCCUUCAAGAAUUAAUGCCAGUGCUAAAGUUCAAGAAAACAAAUGUGAUAAUACAUGCGGGCAUCGCAAAUGAGGCAGCAUUUGUAAAAAAACUACAAAGCAAUAUGAUUAAUUUAUUUAACAGUAAGCCAAAAGAAAAGAAAAUGAGAGACUUUGAGAAAGAAACUCAUGGAUUGGAAAUCAAAGUGGAUGAGAGAGUUCCUGAAUGUCAGAAGGCCAGGGAAAAUGCCAGGAAAAUUACAGAAGAAAUCAGGAAUGUAUCUGAGUACAAAAAGAACACUAUGAAGUUACAGGGAGAUCUCUGGAGACAGUUAUCUAAAGUGGAAAAAGAAUUUUGUAGAAUGACAAAGCAAGGUGGUAAAGACACACAACAAUAUCAAGAUGACCUGAUAAAGAAACGUAUUUCACUACAUGAGGAACAAUAUAACCAUGAUCUGCCCAUUGGUUUAUUUAUUUUUAUUGAUGCAAUCAAUAAUUUGUCUAAGACUGAGAAACAAUAUUUUCUGAAAUGGAUGAAAUUUGAACUUGAUUCAGUUGCUAGAAAUCAUCUUUCUAUUCUACAAGCUGAAUACAAAGAAAAAUGUAACAAUACCUUAAUUAAUAAUCAAGAGCUCAAACAGAUAGACCAGAAAAUCUCUGACAGUUCUUUAGGAAUUGAACAUUUCCUACGUGAGAUGGGACAGUUUUAUGAAGCUGAACGCUCCAUGGUUAAAGAAAACAAAAUAGCUAAAACAAAAAGACAAUUUAAUAGACUGCCGGGAGUUGCUGCUGAUCUCUUGUUGGAUGGUUUCCCAUUGGAGCUGAUAGAUGGAGAUGCCUCCAACAUUCCCCUACAGUGGAUAACUGAUGUUCUAAAUGAGCUGGACACCAAAACGGGCAGAAAAUGCAGAAUGAGAGUAAUCACUGUGCUGGGAGUGCAGAGUACGGGGAAAUCCACUCUUCUCAACACCAUGUUUGGUCUGCAGUUCCCGGUGGCCAGUGGAAGAUGCACACGAGGAGCCUUCAUGACUCUUCUUAAUGUGAAAGAGAAAUUCCAGGAGGAGCUGGGCUGUGACUUCAUCCUGGUGAUUGACACUGAGGGGCUGAAAGCUCCAGAGUUGGCUUCCUUGGAGGGCAGUUAUGAACAUGACAAUGAACUGGCCACACUAGUGGUUGGGUUGAGUGAUAUCACCAUCAUCAAUAUGGCCAUGGAAAAUACAACAGAAAUGAAGGAUAUUUUACAGAUUGUGGUCCAUGCUUUUCUUAGAAUGAAAGAAGUAGGAAAGAGACCCAACUGCCAGUUUGUACAUCAGAAUGUGAGUGAUGUGUCCGCUCAUGACAAGAACAUGAGAGACAGAAAGAAACUUCUGGAACAGUUGAAUGAAAUGACAAAAGUAGCUGCAGAGAUGGAAAAGAAAAGUGAAGUCAAAACUUUCAGUGAUGUGAUGAACUACAACCUGGAGAAAGACAACUGGUACAUUCCCGGGCUCUGGCUUGGGGUCCCACCAAUGGCUCCAGUAAAUUCUGGGUACAGUGAACAUGUGUCUGAACUGAAAAAGUAUUUAUUAGAAUUAAUGAGAAGCAACGAAUCCCUGAAUAAGCCUUUAACCAUUCCUGAAUUUAUAACAUGGAUAGAAAGUUUAUGGAACGCUGUAAAACAUGAAAAAUUCAUCUUCAGCUUCAGGAACAGUCUGGUGGCAGAAGCUUAUAAUAACCUGUCUAUACAAUACUCACAGUGGGAAUGGGAUUUCCGAAAAGCUCUCCAUGAUUGGCUGAUCCGCACAGAGACAAACAUUAAGAAUCAGAAUGUUGAGAGUCUAGAUGAAAAACUUUGCUCCAAAUUUAGGAAUGAGCUCAACAAUUUGUUGAUUAUUAGAGAAAAUGAAAUCUUGAAAUUGCUGGAAAUCUACUUUGACAAUAAAAAUGAAAAUGUUCAUCUAAUAGAACGAUACAAACAAGAUUUUAUUCUGAGCACAACAUCCCUGAAGGAGGAAUUGAAAAGAAAUUCUUUUAUGAAGUUUAAUGAGGCUGUUUCAAUUCAAAAAGGGAAAUUCAAGAUUCAGAAUAUGCAAACUAAUUCACAGAAAUUGAUUGAAGACAAAAUCACAGAUCUCCUCAAGAGGUGCAGAGAAAAGAAAAAAACUCUGAAUAACGUACAGUUAAAUAAAGAGUUUGAUGAGAUGUGGGAGAAGACACUCAGUGAUCUACAGAUGAAGAAAUUAAAAACACACAUUGUCAGUGGAUCUAUGUUACAUCUGCUGAAGAAUGACAUGAGCAGUAAAGGACCAGCUGUAAAUCAACACUUACUGGGUAUGAAGGACUUGGCAAAUAUCACACAGACUGAUUUCAAAAUAGAUGAGAAAUAUAUUGAGAGUGGAUGGUUCAAGAAAUUGACAAAAAAAGUUUUAGAUAAAUUUGGUUUUGGGUGCAAAAAAGAUUAUUUGGACAAAAUAAAUGUUUUUUCUCAAUCUCUUAUAGAUAACUGUAACAAAUAUAUCAGAGAGAAGGUGGAAACUGGAGAGGACUAUUGUGACAACUAUUGCCUGGAAUUACUUCAUAUGAUUACAACAGAGGUUUCUAAAGAGUCCAAAAAUCUUCAUUUGUCCACAGAGUUUGAACUGGAUAUUAAGCUUCACAUUCUUGGAAAAGCUUCCAGAGAGUUCCAGAAGAUGCAUAAUAAAUUCAUUAAAGAGAAUGACCCAAAACUGUGUUUGGAGAAACUAAAGCCUGGAUAUUUAAAAACAUUUAUCAGCACAUUUCAAGAGAAAGAUAUAAGUCAGACUAAAGCCAAAGAAUUCUGUGAGCGAUGUCUAAAACCAGCAAUGAUGGAUCAUGUAUUCCACCAUCUUGGGCAGAAAAUAGUGGACGGCAUAGUAGCUUCAGACAAGAAAUUAAGCAGUAGAACAUUUUUUCAAAAUUUUUUACUAAGGGAGCUGCUGGAAGAAAUAUCAUUCCAGACAUAUGUAAAGUAUACACUAUCAUAUGAGAAAUAUACCAAAGCCCGGAUAUUAAAAUACACUGAUACAUUUGCAAAGCCCCGAAUCCUAAAACCAUUCCAAGAACUUCUGCUGUUUUCACUGGACAUAAAGAUAAAAGCAGCUCUUAAUGGAGACAACUCUGUUAAAAGUUCAUCAGUCUCAGAUUUUCUGAAAAGUGUAUGUGAGAUACUAAAGGAAGAAUUAGUGAUCCCUCAGAAUGAGAUGCAAGCGGUCACUUUCCAGAACACGGCUGAUGUUGGACAAUUUUCAUCAGACAUUCAGCUCUUCCUCCGAGAUACAGAAACAGAAGUCUUAUCAGAGCUGCAAUCUAUGGAUAUAAAGUCUGUACUCUCCAGGGUGACGGUGAAGCCUGAGGAUGUAUUGUUCAGGAAGGUUGUUGGCUGUGGGAAGCAAUGUCCAUUCUGUGGUGUCCCCUGUGAGGCCGGAGGUGAUGAACAUAAGGAGCACUUUGCUACCAUUCACAGACCUGAAGGACUGGGGAGAUACAGAUGUAGUGAUACUCAAAUCCUAACCACUGAUAUAUGUAGUACGUCUGUUGUAUCUGAUGUCAAAUUUCAAAAUUCAGACACAGAAUGGAAAUCACACCCAUACAAAGAUUAUCGUACCAUUUAUCCAGAUUGGUCCAUACAACCAGAUCCCAGCAUCGAGUCAUCAGAUUACUGGAAAUAUAUUUUUGUGAUGUUUAAUGAGAAGUUUGCAGAAGAAUACAAGGCAAAACCAGCAAAAAUACCAGAUGGCUGGAAAUCCAUUACAAAAGAAAAAGCUCUGCAAAGCUUAAAUAAAAUGUUCAUUAGCUAAACAGAGAAGAAAAAUCAACAACAUGUAAUUCCUCAUCCAACUUAUUAUCUGGAAAUCAUUUACUAAUACAAAAAAUAAUCUUUCCAUUGAUGUUCUCUAAUUGGAAAAAAACAUUUAAAAUAUUUUCCCCACAACCAUUUCCACAGUAAUCAGGGUGUGAACAGAAUGUCUGAGAAUCUUCAGUCCCCCGAUGAUAUAAUGGGCUCAUCACUUCUCUCAGAAGAUUCCAGAACAUCCCAAUACAUAUUAUGCCCCCUACACACGAUCACUUUUUGAAAUAAAAUGACAUUUUUAAAAACGUCAUUUAAAAUGAUGGUGUGUGGGCUUCACA
Molecule: messenger RNA, 5482 nt
Organism: Rana temporaria (common frog)
Lineage: Eukaryota; Metazoa; Chordata; Amphibia; Anura; Ranidae
Product: interferon-induced very large GTPase 1-like
Exons: 6
Coding region: 184-5151 (1655 amino acids)
Molecular function (GO): GTP binding
Source: RefSeq, a predicted model, not a curated record